Molecule: messenger RNA, 1759 nt
Organism: Cryptococcus deneoformans JEC21
Lineage: Eukaryota; Fungi; Basidiomycota; Tremellomycetes; Tremellales; Cryptococcaceae
Exons: 8
Coding region: 163-1488 (441 amino acids)
Biological process (GO): iron ion transmembrane transport
Cellular component (GO): high-affinity iron permease complex; plasma membrane
Molecular function (GO): ferrous iron transmembrane transporter activity
Source: RefSeq, a predicted model, not a curated record
UGUAUUAUCUACUUUAGCUUCGCUCGGCAUCUCCUGCCUUUCAACUCAUUGGAAAAAAAGUCCAAGUACUUCAAGUCGACUGUCGACUUUGCUUUUAUUCUUUCCCACUUCCAUCGAAGAGCUGUUCUGUAACGUCCCUGACCCAAGACAGACUCUGCCACCAUGGCAAAAGACGUUUUCUCAGUCCCCAUCUUCUUCAUCGUCUUCCGUGAGACGAUUGAAGCUGCUAUCAUCGUCUCCGUCCUUCUUUCUUUUGUCGAGCAGCUUAUGGCCGCUGGUUCACUCGCCCACGACGAGAGCGAGCCCAGUAUCGAAAACGCAUCCAACAAUGGAUCAGCCGCGGAUGCAGAAGACCUCACGAACCCUCUUACCGACAAGGAGCGACGAGCAAAGUUAGUUAAGAGGAUGAGAAUUCAAAUCUGGGCGGGUACAGCUGUCGGUUUCUUCAUUGCUCUUUGUAUCGGUGCUGCUUUCAUCGCUGUCUUUUACACCACACUCAACGAUCUGUGGGCCGACACUGAACAAAUUUGGGAAGGUGUCUUCUCCGUCAUCGCUGCUGGUAUCAUCUAUAUAAUGGCCACUGCCUUCCUCAAAAUGGACAGAAGCCGUAUCAAGUGGCGAUGGAAGCUUGCCGCCGCUUUUGACCGAAGCCAAGCCAAAGCGCUCGCCCGUGAAAAGAUGUCUAAGCACGAGAGAAAGCUUGCAGAAAAGGAAGGCAAGAGUGGAAAGUGGGCAUUAUUCCUUCUCCCGUUCAUCACUGUGUUGCGUGAAGGUCUUGAGGCUGUUGUCUUUGUCGGUGGUGUGUCCCUUGGUAUUCCCGCUACCUCUAUCCCGCUAGCCGUCGUUGUCGGCAUUAUUGCCGGUUUCGCUGUCGGCUACGCGAUCUACCGAACCGGCUCUACCACCACUCUCCAUUGGUUCCUCGUCGGUUCCACCUCUUUCCUCUGUCUCAUCGGGGCCGGUCUUCUGUCCAAAGGUGUCGGCUUCUUCCAAUACUACCAUUUCAGUAAAGGUGUGGGUGGGGAUGUAGCGGAGACUGGAGAUGGACCUGGUUCGUUCCAGGUUGCAGGGAAUGUUUGGCAUUUGGAGUAUGGAAACCCAGAGACUGGUUCUGCUACGACUAACGGUGGUUGGCAAAUCUUCAACGCCAUUUUCGGCUGGAACAAUACGGCCACCCUGGGCACUAUCCUCUCCUACGUGUUCUACUGGAUCCUCGUCAUUGCCACUCUUGUCUAUCUUAAAUGGAAGGAAGGCCGUUUCUCGUUCCUUGGAUAUAAAUCCGCCGCUCUUCAACGUCGUCAUGCCUUUCGGGAAGAGAAGAAGGCCAAGGAAGCGGCUCGUCUGCAGGAGGGUGAGGAAUGCCAAACCGGUGCUAGGGCGGGUGAUGGAACUCAGCGGAAUGUGGAAGGAGGGAGCAGUGAUGAAGGCAAGAGUCCGGUUCUGACCCCCGUGGACGAAAAGAAAAUUGCUGCGCUGGAGAGGCAUUGAUUUGGUAUUUCCGUAAAGACAACCCAGAGUAAUUUAAGUUCAACAUAAUAUUCAGUCUUUUUGGUCAUUCGUGAAGUUUUGUGUACGAUGAUAGUACAUGCGAGUCGUAUGAAGUAUGUUAGUAAUAAUUAUCCCACAGUUCAGUUAUCAGUGAGCUGUAAGAAAAAGUUUCCUUCCACGUUUCUGGCACAUACCGUGUCCAGUAGCUAGUUAUGCUCCUACCGUAAAUACGAUAAAAUACUAAUCUUGUUUUCUCAUUUAUGAUAUUCAA